AUGUAUAAACCUAAAGUGCAUUGUGAUUGCGUAGAAGAAUAUCUUUAUGUACAAAUCGUGAUGUCUUGUCCCCAUCAUUAUGGCACUAUGGUUCCUGAUGGAGAUGAAAAUGAUCCCGUGGUCCUCGUGUCCAGAAGUAAGGGGAAAGGAAAAUUUCAGCUUUGUGAUGAAGAUGAAAAUUAUAUUGAUGAAAAUGAUCCUGGUAUCCUGGUGUCUAGAACUAAACAGAAAGAAAUACAGAUUCUUGUUGAAGAUGAUGGUAAAGAUUUUCCUGUUAUCCGGGUGUCCAGAACUAGGUGGAAAGGAAAAUAUCAUAUUCUUGAUGAAGAUGAAGGUGAAGAUGUUCCAGUGACCACUACGGUGGAUGGAGAAGCUGAAAAUGUUGUUCCAAAAGCAAAAGCUUUGCCAUGUGAAUAUUGUCAAAUGAUCAGUCAUUGGACAGCUCAAUGCCCUCAAGAACAGUUGACACAUUGGUUAGAAAAUGAAAUUUCUGCCGAAGAGCAUGAUGAUGCAACAGACAAUGCUCUUGAACCACGAGCAGAUUGCUCGGGGAAUUUAGACAUGGAUGAAAGAAAAGAUCAGAAUGAGGAAACAUUGAAGGUCAUUAUUGCACCUGAUGAACCAGCAGUAGAGACACUAAACUUAGUUCCUGAUGAUUAUGAACUAUAUUGGUUUUGGGAUCAGUGUUCGGUAUCUGGAUGGAUUUGUCAACACUGUUAUGGGGAGUUUAAACAUGGAGAGUGGGAGGAGUUGUCAAAUCUGCCCCCUACUCGAAAGAGAAUGGGCCGCUAUAGCAAGGUCAGUGAAGAGAAUCUAGGUCCUACUAUCCCCAGUCCGAGAAGAUUUAGCCAGAGACUUAGGGGGAGGUUGUUGUGGGCGAAAACUCCCAUGGGGGCCCAGGAAGCUCGACAACUUCUCCAAUUGAUAUUCGUGUAG
Molecule: messenger RNA, 936 nt
Organism: Oldenlandia corymbosa var. corymbosa
Lineage: Eukaryota; Viridiplantae; Streptophyta; Magnoliopsida; Gentianales; Rubiaceae
Source: the annotation of a GenBank genome assembly